CGCCAUUUCCACUCGAAUUUUGUCCCGUCGUCGUACACAUACCAAAGUUCACGUCGAGCGAGUAGCUUGGGCCAACGGCCCAUCCUUCAAGGCGUAGCUACUCUGCCGCGUCUACUGCUAUCCUUGAGAACACACGUGAAGUCCAGACGUAUUCGCGUGGUGAGCAAGCAGGCUGCGCUCGUGUCGUCGUCACCACCCCAAUGCACUCGUACGAGCUAUCAGCAAGAGCACCUGCAUGACCUCUCGGUAGCGGCGCGGUGCCCAAAUACUACCAAAUUGACCUUGACCCAAUUUGGCAUCCAGAAUAUGGUCCACGGACACCCAAGGACUCCUUGCAGCGGUACCAGACGGUGAUGCGCGCGCGCCUCGGCCUCGCUGCGCGCCUUGCACAUGUGACGCCGGGCGAAGCAGUCGAUGGCGCGACGCCCACGAAGCAGGCAGCGAGUCCAAGGCUGUCCCUUGCCAUCCUCCACGGCAGCAUAUGUCCUUGAACUGCAAGUCCAGCCACCUGGCACGCCAUCACGCUGUGGAUUAUUUAGCGAAUCGUAUCGGCGGAGCCCGGCCCAACUUCAACCGACACAUCCCUUUCUACACCUCCUAAGUUCGUUUUCUCCUCUAAAGUACGCGACAGGCCGCCGUACUUUGCCGAAUCGUUUGAUAUAUGUAUUGCCGUGUUAAGUGCGGCGUACUUUGCCGUUGACAACCGCCACCCAGGCUGGGGUUGGGCCGUGGCGAGCUAGAUUCACUUCCCUUUCGUUCGCCGAAGCACCACCACCACACCAUGCUGUCCCGCGUCUCGAGCUUCGCCGCCAAGAAGCAGGUCCGCUCGUUCGCGGCCAAGGCCAGCGCCUUCAACUACCAGGACCCGCUGAACCUCGACAGCUGCCUCACGGACGAGGAGCGCCUCAUCCGCGACUCGGCCAACGCCUACUGCCAGCAAGAGCUCAUGCCCCGCAUCGUCAAGGCCAACCGCGACGGCACGUUUGAUAAGAAGAUCAUGAAGGAAAUGGGUGAGCUCGGUCUUCUUGGCCCAACCAUCAAGGGCUACGACUGCGCCGGCGUCGGCUACGUCUCGUACGGCCUCAUCGCCAACGCGGUCGAGCGCGUUGACUCGGCGUACCGCUCGGCCAUGAGCGUGCAGUCGUCGCUCGUCAUGUGGCCCAUCUACAAGUUUGGCUCGGAGGAGCAGAAGAAGAAGUACCUCCCGCAGCUGGCGGCCGGCGACCUCAUCGGUUGCUUUGGCCUCACGGAGCCCAACCACGGAUCGGACCCGAGCUCGAUGGAGACGCGCGCGCGCCUUGACGGCGACCACUACAUUCUCAACGGCGCCAAGAACUGGAUCACCAACUCGCCGAUCGCUGACGUCAUGGUCGUCUGGGCCAAGGACGACCACGGCGACAUCCGCGGCUUCAUCGUCGACCGCGACACCCCCGGUAUCUCGACGCCGUACAUUGAGGGCAAGGCCACGCUCCUCGCCUCGGCCACGGGCAUGAUUUUCUUGGAAGACGUCAAGAUCCCCAAGGGCAACAUGCUCCCGCACGUCAAGGGCCUCAAGGGUCCGUUCACGUGCCUCAACAGCGCGCGCUACGGUAUUGCGUGGGGCUCGCUCGGCGCGGCCACGUCGUGCUAUGAGAUCGCCCGCCAGUACACGCUGGACCGCAGCCAGUUUGGCGCGCCGCUCGCGGCCAACCAGCUCAUCCAGAAGAAGCUGGCGGACAUGCUCACGGAGAUCAACCUCGGUCUCUUUGCGUGCCUGCAGGUCGGCCGGCUCCAGGACGCGGGCCCCGUCUCGCCUGAGAUCAUCUCGAUCGUCAAGCGCAACUCGUGCGGCAAGUCGCUCGACAUUGCUCGCACGGCGCGCGACAUGCUCGGCGGCAACGGCGUCUCGGACGAGUACCACGUCGUCCGCCACUCGAUGAACCUUGAGGCCGUCAACACGUACGAAGGCACGCACGAUGUGCACGCGCUCAUCCUCGGCCGCGCCAUCACGGGCAUCCCGGCCUUCGUCCCGCGCAUGGCCCCGUAAACUCCUCGUUUCGAGAUAGACUAUCACCUGCGUACUACACUUCCUGUGGCUGUUUUUUCGAGUUGGUCGACAUUUACGAUACCACACUAUACCAACG
Molecule: messenger RNA, 2123 nt
Organism: Saprolegnia diclina VS20
Lineage: Eukaryota; Oomycota; Saprolegniomycetes; Saprolegniales; Saprolegniaceae
Product: glutaryl-CoA dehydrogenase, mitochondrial
Exons: 5
Coding region: 782-2026 (414 amino acids)
Biological process (GO): fatty acid beta-oxidation using acyl-CoA dehydrogenase; fatty-acyl-CoA biosynthetic process
Molecular function (GO): flavin adenine dinucleotide binding; fatty-acyl-CoA binding; glutaryl-CoA dehydrogenase activity
Source: RefSeq, a predicted model, not a curated record